This is a messenger RNA of Sebastes umbrosus (honeycomb rockfish), 1672 nucleotides long. RefSeq names its product upstream transcription factor 2, c-fos interacting (gene usf2). The record is from RefSeq and is a predicted model, not a curated record. NCBI's taxonomy places the organism in Eukaryota, Metazoa, Chordata, Actinopteri, Perciformes, Sebastidae. Bases 268 to 1287 code for a protein of 339 amino acids. Gene Ontology annotation, molecular function: DNA-binding transcription factor activity, RNA polymerase II-specific; protein dimerization activity; RNA polymerase II cis-regulatory region sequence-specific DNA binding. Gene Ontology annotation, biological process: regulation of transcription by RNA polymerase II. The transcript has 11 exons.
AGCAGCGCGUCUGUGAAGCUGCGUAAAACACCCAGAGAGCGUGUUUUUUUUUCUUUCUGCUUUUCUGCACAGACGCAGACGGAUCCAUCCUGCUCGACAUCGGCCUCCAUUUUAGCUCCUUUGCCCGGUCGGUUGCCUCACGUGUCCUGGACUGUCUUUCUCACAUGACCCGUGUGUUUGUCCCCGUGAUCAGCGGCUUCCAUCUCUCCGUAAAUCAGUGUCGUUGAAUAUCAGCGGUUUUUUUUACACACACCCGCAAAAAGCUUCAUGGAUAUGCUGGAGCAGAGUCUGGACAGCUCGGCGAGUCACGACAAACAGGAAACAGAAGAGGUGGUGCAGUUACAGGAAGUUGUUGCGGCAUCACAGAGAAACAUGUUGACCUGUGUUGUUGCAGGAGAGACGGUGGGGACGGAGGAGCAUACUGCAGUGACCAUCACCGGUGUCCCUCAGGCUGCGUUCGCUGACCACAAUGUGCAGUACCAGUUUCGCACAGAGAACAGUGGAGGACAGGUGACGUAUCGCGUCGUUCAGGUCACAGACGACCAGUUAGAAGCAACGGCUGAUGGGACUGGAGCCGUCAGCGUCGUCUCCACUGCGGCGUUCACUGGAGCCCCUCAGGCAGUGGCACAGGCUGUUAUCCAGAACCCUUUCAGUAAUGGGGGCAGUCCUGGCGGGGAGACUGUGGGAGGAGAGACACGUUUCGCUUAUUUUCCCGCCGCCACCGUCAGCGAUGGAACGGCCGUGUCCGUGCAAGCCACCACCGACCCAACGAUAGCACAGGCAGGAGGCCAGUUUUAUGUGAUGAUGAGCCCCCCCGAGGUGCUCCAGACGGCCCCUCGCACCAUCGCACCACGCACACACACCUACACUGCAGACCUCGGUGAAAGCGAGAUGUUGCAGCAUGGCAGUUCAAACUGGAAGGUGGAGGGUCCACGGGCGCCCAGAGAUGAGAGGCGAAGAGCACAGCACAACGAAGUGGAGAGAAGAAGAAGAGACAAGAUUAACAACUGGAUUGUGACGCUUUCGAAAAUCAUCCCCGACUGUAGCAUAGACAGUAGAACUGGAGCGAGUAAAGGAGGCAUCCUGUCCAAAGCUUGUGACUACAUCCGAGAGCUGCGUCAGAGUAACCAGCGACUGCAGGAGAGUUACAAAGAGGUGGAGCGAGUCGAGAUGGACAACGAGCUGCUUAGACAACAGCUUGAGGAACUGAAGAACGAUAACGCACUGCUUCGAGCACAGCUACAGCAGCACGGCGUAGAAGUGAACGGAGAUGCAACACCACAGUGAUUGUGGACUGACUGGACACAUGUUAAAACAUCACAAUGUCGCAUCCUCCCACCCACCUGAACAAUACAAGGAAAGGAAUAAAACAGAGACAAUUUCCAUCUGAAAUUUGACCAGAUGAACGCACGCACACGCACGCACACACACACACACACACACACACACACACACACACACACACACACACACACACACAAACACACAAACACAGAGGGCUGGAGAAGAAGACUGAAGGACCGAGACUCCGCCUCCUCCACCUCCAGCUGUUCAAGGCUCUGAAAUCCGUUACCUGUGUAGCUACCUGAACCUCUCACCUACGCUUUAAGGAAUACGACCUCCCGCACAGCACCAUCACCAUCACCAUCACCAUCACCAUCACCAUCACCAU